Trichomycterus rosablanca is the source of this 4449-nucleotide messenger RNA. RefSeq names its product centrosomal protein 63 (gene cep63). The coding region runs from base 164 to 2254 and encodes 696 amino acids. The transcript has 15 exons. The record is from RefSeq and is a predicted model, not a curated record. Gene Ontology annotation, biological process: de novo centriole assembly involved in multi-ciliated epithelial cell differentiation; centriole replication. NCBI's taxonomy places the organism in Eukaryota, Metazoa, Chordata, Actinopteri, Siluriformes, Trichomycteridae. Gene Ontology annotation, cellular component: centriole.
AGCUGGUGAGGCGUUGAAACGCUGAACUGUUGACUGACAACAUACCGGUCAUUAUUUCUGAACAUGGCCUUAAAUUUAUCAAGAUCAUGAAGUUAAGGCCGAAUCCUAAUCAACACCUCGAGUUGCUGUGAUGUUGCUGUUAUGAAAGAAAAACUGAAAACAAAUGGAUGCGUUUUUGGAAACUCUUCGAGAUCAUGAUGUCAGCUCUGUCCUGACGUCCUGUGAGCCUGAACUGCAGGAGCUGAUGAGGCAGAUCGACAUCAUGGUGAAUCAUAAACGGGGUCAGUGGGAGGCGGAGGUGCGAGCUUUGGAGCUGAGGCUUCAUGACGGGCAGCGGGAGCUCCAGUCGGCCAAGGAUCUGCUGGACAAGAGAAACUCUGAGGUCCGGGGUCUCGGGGAGCAGCUUGAAGAGAUGCAGGCUGGGAAACAGGAGCUGGUCACGAAGUAUGAAGGCCAGUUAGAGCUCAUGAAAGACGAGUUGACAAAAUUGAAGCGCAGCUACGAGAAGCUUCAGCGUAAACAGCUGAAGGAGGUGCGAGACGGAGCCCGAAGCCGAGAGGAGGACAGGAGUGACAUCUCGCGCCUAAACGGCAAAUUGGAGGAAUUCCGUCAGCGCUCGGCCGAGUGGGAGCAGCAGCGUCUGCAGUAUCAGAGGCAGGUCGCUUCGUUAGAGGCCCAGAGGAAAAGUCUAGCCGAGCAGUACGCUGUUAUACAGUCUCAGUCCCAGAACACGGUCCGGGUGCAGGAGCAGGGGGAGGUGCGGCGGCUGAGGGCGCAACUGCGGCGGGCGCAGGACUCCCUGCACGCGCAAGAGCUGGAGCUGGAAAGACUGCGGGUGCUGCAGGACGAGCUGGGAGACUCGCGCAGGGAACAGCAGGUCAGCUGCAGCACCGCAGCUCACGCGCCGCGCCAGGUACUGAGUGAAGAACGGGAGGAGCUGAGGGCGACGCUGGACGCCCAGGAUCAGUUUGUGAGGAGUUCAGAAGUGCAGCAGCAGCAGCUACGCAGUGAGGUGGCGCAUCUCAACCAGGCCCUGCAGGCCAAAGAGCUCGUGAUCAGGUCUCUAGAGGACUGUCUGGCCUCUCGGGUGUCGUCUCCCGGUCUGUCCUCGCUAAGGCAGGAGCUGGAGAAAGUCAGCACCAGGCUUCAGUGUACACAGACCUGUGAGGUGCACCUGAAAGCCGAGCUCAGCCGACUGCGAGAAAAGCUUGAGAGCACACGGAGACAGAAAGCAGAGGCGAGUAAGAGAGAACAGGAGUGGAGAGAGCUGGAGGACGAACACGCUCGCCGUGCAGCGGAAAUAAAGCGGCUGCGUGAGGAGCUCCAGAGGGCCGAGCAGACUCAUAACGCCGAGGCGGACGGGAUGAGGAAGGAGGUGUCCCAGCUCACCGGCGAGCUCCAUCAGCGUGACAUCACCAUCGCCACGCUCGGUGGCUCCGCCUCCAGCGCGGAGCGCCAGUUGCUGGCUGAAGCGGAGCGGGCGGAACGGCGAGCAGCAGAGCUCAAGGUCACACGGGUUCAGCUGGAGACUCUGAAGAUUGAGAAUCAGCACCUGAAUGAUCUCUUGGAAAGAGUGGAGUCACGAUCCCCAAAGAGGACGAACGGUGAGCUGGCGAGUCUGCGGGACAGUUACGUGUCGUCUAUGAACGGUCUGGAGCAGGAGAACCAGCAGCUGAGGCAGGAGCUGGCAGAGGUCCGUGCCCGCAUGGAGGCCGGCAACCAGACCUGGCGGGACAAGUACGAGAGGGUGCUGCUGCAGAGCCAGGGCAAGAGCGCUCAUACACACCACAGAUGUGAAGAGGAGCUGAAGGCCAUGACGAGCCGCAUGCAGGAGAACACCUCUCACUACGAGCAGCAGAUCCAGACCCUCCUGAAGAAGCUGGAGGCCCUGUCCACCUCCAGUUCGCUAAACAGACCCGACGGCCAGUCUCAGGACAGCGGGCCCGCCGCCACGCCCUCGCAGACCUCUUCCUCCUCGUCUUCCUCGGCCGAUAAAGCUCGCAGGAUCGUGGCUCUGCUCAGCUCGGAGGCAGAGGAGGACAGGAGGACACAGGGCUCGGCCCCCGACCCCUUACCCCUGGACGCCGGCGCUGCGUCUCCGCCCGGCUCGGUGACCUCCCGUUUCCUGCAGGAGGAGACGCUACGGUCCGACGAGCUGCUGCGGAAACUGGACGCUCACAUACAGAGCAUGAGGGAGGAGAACGCCCAGACUGUCCGCAAGUACCUGCCCAAAGAUCACAGCAGCUCGCGCUGAGCCCACGAGUCUCGAAGCGUGGCCGUGUCCUCGACCCCGACGCUCAUGGGUUUAAUUCAGAGGGGACAUGAUCGCCGGGAAAUGAGAAUAAACAGCCGGACAGUUAGAGCUGGACGAUACGGCAGGAGUACACAGUGUGGGCGAAAGUAUUGGGACACCCUUUCUAAAUUAAGAGGUCAUGUGGUCAUGUGUUUAAUACACUCACCGAGCACUUUAUUAGGUACACCCAUUAAGCUACACCUACAAUACGGAUGAGAUUUUUGGGUAUACAGUUACUGACUGUUACUAGUCUGUUGCUCUGUACACUUUGUCAACCCUCUUCUGACCAGAUACUACAGGGCGGCGGAUCAUUCUCAGCACCGUAAUGAGACUAACGUGGCGAUAACCUGGUAGGUGCAGCAGUGUUGUUGGGAUUUUUAAUCUUUUUAGACUGUUUAAAUGUCCUGGCCUCUUUAUAAGGUUGGACUAGGGCUGUCGUCUUUCUUCAGCCUUUUUAUCAUUGGACGAUUUCUGAUCACAUGACCCUGUUUGUCAGCAGUUGAACACUUACGAAGUUCACUUCUAGGUAAUCGUAGCUUAUAAAUUAAUCACCAUAGGUGAAUGCUUUAGAUAGGCGUACUUAAUAAAGUGCUCGGUGAAUGUACAUCAAUUAUAUGUAAAAAAAACCCAAAAAAAAACAUAUGCUUCCAGCUUUGCAGCAAGUUUAGGGAAGGGCAUUUCCAGCUCUGUAAAGCACCACUCGGAACACCAAUUUAGUCAGUGGGCACAAAUUCCCAUACACAGACAUAUAUAUUUUAAUACCACGGUCAAGCUCACCAUAUCAAGCUCAUGGUCAGGUGUCCGAAUACUUUUGGCCAUACAGUGUAAGACAGCAAUACUAGGUUUUAUAUGAAUUGUAAUUAAUUUUAAACAAUAAUAACACUUUAAUGAAGAAUUGAAAUGUUAAAGCUGGCACGGUGGCUCGGUGGGUAGCACUGUCGCCUCACAGCAAGAACGCCCUGGGUUCCAUUCCCAGGUGAAGCAUUCUGGGUCCUUUCUGUGUGGAGUUUGCAUGUUCUCCCGUGUGGGUGUGUGGGUUUCCUCCAGACGCUUCGGUUUCCUCCCACAGUCCGAAGACGUCCAAGUGAGGUGAAUUGACCGUGUUUGACAUCUUGUGUAAGCAGUAACUACCGUUCCUGUCAUUAAUGGAACCAAAGUGUGUCAAUCAUGAGGUUAAAAUCCUAAUAAAUAAAUAAAUAAAUAAAUGUACUGAAAAUACGACAGGGUCUACCGGAUCACAAACACACCUACCGCAGCUUAAAAAGUCCACCACAGUCAUUCUCAUCCACAGUAUAAUGCUCUUUAACUUUCCAUGUUGAGAAUUAUAAUUCACUACAGCUGGGAACACACUGCGUCCAUAUAAACAGGGCUAGUUUAACUCCGCCCAUCACUAAGUCAUGGAACAGUGGUCUCUUCAGGGUGUGAAAUUCAGAUGUAGUCCCGAGAACCACAAAAACACAAGCGACACAAGCCUAUCCCAGCUUUUCAAUGGGCGCAAGGCACACAGUAACACCCUGCCAGUGCCAGUCCAUCGCAGGGCACACACACACAUUCACCUAUAGGGCAAUUCAGUGUCUCUAUUUUACCUGACUGCAUGUUUUUGGACUGCCGGGUGAAACCGGAGCUUCCGGAGGAAAACCAUGCAGACAUGGGGAGAACAUGCAAACUCCGCACAGAAAGGACCCGAACCUAGGACCUUCUUGCUGUGGGGCUACCCACCGAGUGCAACAAAUGAGCCCCUGCUUGUGCCUCUUCUCUGUCUAUUUAUGAAUCUCGCUUUGUGUGGUCCUUCCUCAAACUGUUGCCACAGUAUUGAAAGCGUGGCUUUUAUUUUAAACAAGUUCAACUGACCUCUGGCCGGUACAGCUUGACUUAUUAAUUAGUUGGUGUCCGCAUACUUUUGACCAUGUGUUGUGUAUUUAGUGAAGAUCUGAUGAAUCUCAGAAUGUUCAGAGGAAAAGAACACUCGGUCUGACGUGGAAUACGCGUCUUUUCCAAGUGCAUGUAAACCUUUAACCUCGGCCGUUUGUGUCUGUCCUGUAUGUUUGAUAUUUCUGUGCAGAAUUCCUCCGUCUGUGAAUUAUAUCUGUUAUUAUUUUUUGGAGUGGUGUAGACCGCUGGGGUGACUGAAUUAAAGAUUGUUUUGAUAGCCAGUU